Silurus meridionalis is the source of this 1066-nucleotide messenger RNA. RefSeq names its product FA core complex associated protein 24 (gene faap24). The transcript has 4 exons. NCBI's taxonomy places the organism in Eukaryota, Metazoa, Chordata, Actinopteri, Siluriformes, Siluridae. Gene Ontology annotation, biological process: interstrand cross-link repair. The record is from RefSeq and is a predicted model, not a curated record. Bases 249 to 896 code for a protein of 215 amino acids. Gene Ontology annotation, cellular component: Fanconi anaemia nuclear complex. Gene Ontology annotation, molecular function: chromatin binding.
AACAGGAGUUGCACAGUGAAACACGUGUUUGCAUUGAAAUGAUAUCAGAAUUAAUUUUCGAAAAUUAGAAUUGGGCUGAAUAGAAUAGCUAACGCUGGAUAGUUUGAGCUGUCUACUGUGCUAGCACGGAUCCUUGUGAUGCUAACUGGUACACUGUUAGCUGCAGUCUAAUGGAGUUUCUCUUGUAUUGGCAUGUCUAGGUAGACUAGCUGUCUCUAAGUCAAUAUGGUAGUGUUGAUGUGACAUCCAUGGAGCCGAAGAUCUCAGCAGCAGUGGUGGUUACCGCAGUACCUCCAUAUGGACAUGUGAUCAUCAACGCUAAGUGGAGAGGAUCCACACUAGUGCAGCAUUUUAAAGGGAGUGUGAAGGCUGUCUUUGAGGAGGAGCUUGGUGUUGUGGACCUUCACCUCAGUAACAAAAGCUGUGUCCUGUAUGUGUCCGAGAUUGAUCUGGUGGCAGGGAACGACUACAAAAGAAAAAUCGUUCGAUUCCGAAACGCCAAUAGUAACUUCCAUGGGAUUGUCUUGGUGGAGAAGACUCGUCUCAGUGAGCAGUACUUUAGUGGACUGCAGAAGUUUGUGGUGUUGGAGCUGGGCCUGACCCUGUUACAUGUCUCUAGUCCUUGUGAGGCAGCUCAACUUAUUGCACAAAUGGUGCAUGGAGAAAGCAAGGAGAACCCGUUCCGCAGAAGAAGCACAGCCAGAUUGUUGGACCCAGUGGUGUUGAACCUGGUACAGCAGAUCCCUGGGGUUGGCAAGGUAAAGGCCAUGGCCCUACUCCAGCACUUCCCUAGCAUCCAUAUGAUCAGCAAUGUCUCUGUUGAGGAACUGGAGCCUGUUGUUGGACAGGCCACUGCUCAGCACAUCUGGGCUUUUUUUCAUGAUGUACUUUCAUGAUAUUCUGCCAUGUGCCAUGGUGCAAAGACUUUCACACACUACUUUCUUGCCAUGUCGAGACUCUAAUUCAAAUCAAACAUUUACUUCAGUCAAAUGGCAUUUGUUUUCAUUUUGUUCCAAAAUGUUGUUCUUCAGUAUAAUUAAUAAUAAUUAAAAAAAAAAAAACCUCA